AUGGCAGCGACACUGGACGGCCAGCACACGCCCACCAAACCCAUUGCGAUGCGCUCUGCUGGCAUCAAGCUGGACCCGCCCAAUGUACACAGCAUCAAGACCGUCAGUGCCAGCAUCGACAUCAUGUCGCCCGUCAACCAGAACGGCUGCUUCGAAUUCGACCGCAUCAUCAAGGCCGGCACUGUCCAAUGGAAGCCCGUCUACAUCGUCCUGCGCCCCAACUGCCUCUCAAUUUACAAGGACAAGAACGAGACCAAGCUGCGACACCAGAUCAACCUGUCCGAGAUCACGGCAGUCGCGCGCCAGAGGGACUCGAAGAAGAAGAUGGAGCACGUCUUUGGCAUCUUCUCGCCCGCCCGCAACUACCACCUGGGCGCAUCGACGGACAAGGAGGCUCAGGAAUGGGUGCACCUUAUACGCACCGAGGCACGCAUCGGCGAACACGAGACUGAGAUGACCAUCAUGAGCCCUACAGCCGGGAAGAAGACAUUUGCAGGCUUUGGCCGGCCCAAUAGAGAAAACAUCGUUUCGAGCUCCUCCGAGACAGAGCCGAGGCCCACGAGUUCCGUCGCCCCAGAGAACAUGCACAGCGCCCGACGUCCCUCACAAGCCCUCAACUACUCCGGCGGCGAGCGCGCCUCAAUCUCCGACUUCGACUUCUCCGACACCAACCAAGCCUCCAACAACUCCCUGCCCCCUAGGACACCGCAACAGCAACGUAAUGCGAGCCAGCAGAGCAGCAUCGGCGCCACGCCCGACGAUGAGCGCGUAGUAUAUCAUGGCUGGCUAUAUGUCCUCAAGUCCAAAGGCGGUGUGCGCCAGUGGAAGAAGGUCUGGGUGGUCCUGCGGCCAAAGUGCCUUGCCUUCUACAAAAACGACGACGAAUACUCGGCGACCCAUAUCAUUCCCUUUACCAGUAUCAUCGAUGCCGUCGACAUAGAUCCCGUCUCGCGAAGCAAGCAAUACUGCAUGCAGGUCAUAUGCGAGGAGAAGAAUUACAAAUUCUGCGCUUCAAACGAAGACUCGCUAGCCAAAUGGCUAGGCGCGUUCAAGAGUUUGCUGGUCAAGAAGAAGGAUGCUGCCAAACAGCUUUGGAAGGAGAUAUAUCAGAAUUCAAAUCAAAGCCGCCGAUCUAGGCAAGAAAAGAUUGACAGCAUCGAAGAUGGAAGUUAUAGGAUACAGACUAUCGACGGCGCGACCAUCCUGCCCAGUGCUUGGGAUGCUAUCGUUAGACCGAAUUCGACCAUUCAAAUUGAAUUUACCGACAGUUCGCACAUGAGUUCACCACCGCGGUCGCGGUCGCGGUCACGGUCACGACCAAGUUCGCGAAAUGCACGUCGUGUAGAACGUGUUCGAGACAGUCCCGAGGAUGUGCGUGCGGUUACCUUCGAGGUUCUGCAUCCGAUCUCGCCCACGCGAGGAUCAGAAAGCGCCACCACUACAGAAGAUGAGUCUACUGGAAGCUACGCCUUGGACAGCGAUGAAGAAUCACCUUUUGAUGAGCACGAUAUCACUAUUGACAGAAUGCCGCCACCUCGUGAUGUAGUGGCUCCAGUGGAUAGUGAAGGCAACAAGCUCUCUUUCCAGGUGGAGACGAAGCGACUACACCUCGUGCCGCCCAAAGGACCGGGAAGCCAAGGAGAAGUUAAAGAAACGAUAAGCGGGAACAAAGAUGUGACCGAGAGCAAUGUUGAAACAAGAAGAAUGAUCAAAGUAUCGAUGAUGGAGUCUGAGGGUCGGAGUAUGCUUCAAAUCUGCACCCUACCAGGCCCGGAGAACACUCUGUUACAAGCGAGCGUCGCAUUUACGUGGUACCACAUCAGUGCUGCACAACUCGACUUUGAUCGCUUCCGAAACCUUUGCUCUACCAUCCCACAUCUCUCAAGUCGCUUGCAAAUCCUUACCGGCGAGAUGUUGACAAAACUGCAAAGAGACAAAGUUAAGCCAUUCCUAGGCGGUAAAUUCAUCGAGCCCGGUACCGUCCUUCGAGCAGAUGAGUCUGAUCAAACGGACCCUCAUUCGGUCAUAUUCAGCUGCGUGCCCUAUCUCGGCCUCGAGCAGGCGAAAACGAAGUCUCCUGGUUUAGACAAUCCUCUGUUUCCGCCACGCACCUUGAUGCAGUCGUUCUACCCAUAUGAGCCAGUUCGUGAGCGAGACGAGGAGCAAUCCUACAGGAAAUUCAACAACGAUCACUCCCACAACAUCAUCCACGUUCCGAACCUUUGGAUCAUGAAUAUUGGAUCAAGUGUCGUCGUAACAUGCGGACAUGAGCCUCUUCCUACGACUAUGGGAAGGUCAAUCAAUAUUGUUGAAGGAGAUAUCAAGCAGCUGGGCAAGAAAAGCACUGUGGAGAACGAGCUGACAACUGUUCGUAUCACCAAUCUCGACGGCCGUAAAUUUGAUUUUCCUAUCAGCAGCUGCAGGUCCUAUUUUCAGCUGGAAGCGAGAACUCUCGAGCUCAAUUACACCCCUGGAGAUCGCGUGCUUGACAGUUGGAUCAAAAUGGAACUUCAAACACGAGAUAGCAGUAUGAUCGUUGGCCCUAGAGACUGGAAGAGGGUUGUUACCCGAGCAGCCGAUCUUGUUGUGAUCAAUAUCACGAUUUCAAGCGACCAAGACGAUCGUAGGCCAGGUGAAGAUGCAUCUAACUCCGGCCAAGCGGCAGUAGAAUCCUCCACAUCAGUCCCACCUUUUUUUAACUGGCCGCAGUCCAACAACAACGGUACAUCGAGGAGUGACGGAAAGUUCACAGCCCCUAGUACAUUGAACCCACACGGGCUCACCACUUGCUUGGAUCAGGUGGAAAAGGCCAUGACAUCUAAAACCCUAGAACAUCCUCGUGACUCUGUCGACUACGCUUUUGCAUCGACUGAUUAUUACCAAGCCUUGCCUGAGGCGAAGUACAGUGAUGUUUGCACGCAUCAAGCCGAAUUGAAAGACCGCGCCAAACGAGCAAGGCAACCAGUGUCAGGCAUUACGUUCCAUCAAAGAAUCGUUAGGACUCAAAUCUCUGACAUUCUCGAGCGAUCAGCGGAACUCUUCGACACUAUCCAGGCAACUUUGAAACUCUUCGUCAAUGACUUGGAUUGUAGCGUCACACUGCGCAAAAUUUCGGGCGCCUUGGAGAACAUCAACAACUAUGUGAGCUCCAUAGAACAACGUGGAUCAUUUGAACCUGGCCACAAGCCCUACUCUGAUCCUGAGUGGAAACAUCCCGAUUUGGUUGAUCGUGCCUGGUACAUUCGCACCUCUGCUCAUUCCCAUCCGGUGUCACUUCCGGAUGCCAGUGACAGACUGAAGAAGUCAGUCUUACGUUGCAGGCGGUGUAGUAAAAUGAGGUCGUUCGACAACCCACAGGUUGCAUUACAUCAUGUUGAGCGACAUGCAACAAAGUCUAUGGAUGCAACGGGAGUAAACACUGGCUCAAGGCCUGAUAAGCCCUUGCAGAUUACACCUUUGGAUACAAAUGUACACGACUGGGUGAUCAAUGACGCGCAAUACAGGCUCGAAUAUACCAAUGACGGUGCUUUAGCAAUACUUACUCAAGCCGGCACAGCCGCGAAGGAUAUGUUUGUUCAAGCAAGGGAUCUUGCUGAAGGAGUUCAGAAUGAAGAUGGGCAGAUGUCCUCGCUAUAUAAUAGGCCACAGGAAUUUGUAGAAGCAUUUCGCAGAAUUAUUGUCUUCUAUCUAGCGAUUGAGCGAGCGUUACACGAAACUAGAAAGGUCUACGAGCAGGAUGAUUUUCUCCGGGACACUUACAACCUGCCAUAUUCGGAGAUGGGUCUUGGUGUACUAAGGGGCUUUGGCAAGGACGCACAACGAUCGCUGCGUGUUACUCGGCUUGCAUUGUGCAAAAUGGCCAGACCGGAACCGCCACUUGAUAUAUCCAAGCAUCUCUCCCUGGGACCGGAAUUCGUAUGCGCAUGGUUGAUGAGGAGGCUGCUGGUGAAGCCUUUCGAAAAGUCCAAGACCGUAGGCGACAUGUUCCGUGAAUACGUGACCACGGUUCAAUUCGAAGUUAACGACCGACCAAGCAAGCGCCUCCUUCGGGCCAUCAAUCUCAUCCAAGAAGAGUUGCAAGUCUUGAUCUCAGUAAACACGUGGCAAACUAAUCUUGUUCAAAACUACUUGAGCGUUCUUGAAGACUCGACGUACGAAGCAGACAUGCCAUCUCGUCGAGGCAUGUUUCCAUAUGAGCGCACUCUGAUCGAUACUUGUCUAGACCAUCUCUCCUUGGCUCGAGAAGACUAUGUGGAUCUUAUUCGCCGUUGCGGCCCACUCUCUGAUCGUACAAAGCAGAUGCUUGAGAUCAAUGAAGAAGAUCACGGCAAGGCCAUUAUGGUCUUCACAGUCGUUACGGUCAUCUUCCUGCCGCUUUCAUUUGUCACCAGCUACUUCGGCAUGAAUACAGCUGAUAUCAGAGACAUGAACCAGAAGCAAAGUCUGUUUUGGAGUGUUGCUAUACCACUGACAAUUGUGACGGUGGGCUCCUGCUUACUCAUCGGGUAUAACGGCGAUGACAUACGCCAUUCGAUGGCAUCAAUCUACCACAAAGCUCUGGGACGCGAUGAGAAGACCAUCGAAGCUGGUGGUAUAAGUGUACCACAGCGGAAACGUCCACUGAAGCUCAACAGCGGAUCUAGCAGCACAACGGAUUCCUUCAGCGGGGCCGGCGAAGCCGAAUUCGCCAGUCCAUUACCCGAGAUACCUACCAGGGCAUAUCAAUUUGAGACAGAAGAUGCGUGGUACAAUUCGCGCUACGAAACGACCCCCCAAUGGCACGUAUCACAGGAACGUAUAUACCGACCCGAAGUUCGAACACAGUCUUACGCCGAGCCCAUCUCCAUGGCACCACAACCACCACCGCCUCCUCCUCUGCCGGUGCCACGAUACAGGUCUUCACGCCUAGAUGACUACGAUAUGUACGACGAGUUCGUAUCAGGGACACCCAGGAGAGAAAAACGUCGCUAUGAUGAUAUCUAUGCAGACCCACGUGAGCGAUCUCAUUCCAACUACUACUACUCCAAUCGAACAAGGCCAUACCGUUCAGUUCGCCGAAGCAGUAUCGAAAGCAUCCUGCGCAGCGGCCCACCACCAAUCUCAACACGAUCAGAUGUACGACGAGCGGGAAUACAUGGCGCUACAACUGCCUCACACCGAAGGGUAUACGAUGAGGAUGAAUGGUCGAGGGACCACGGAGAUGAAUAUAAAUGGGUCAAGAAGUCACGAACCCGAAAUCAAAGGCAUGACAGAGACGAUAGACGCCAUACAGUAAGACAUGCGGUACCUGUUUCUGAUGAGUAUGGGGUUCCUGAGCGGCGGCAGCGAUCUACGGGUAUCGUUCGCGAGGACACAUGGUAA
This is a messenger RNA of Alternaria atra, 5361 nucleotides long. RefSeq lists its product as uncharacterized. The coding region runs from base 1 to 5361 and encodes 1786 amino acids. The record is from RefSeq and is a predicted model, not a curated record. Gene Ontology annotation, molecular function: metal ion transmembrane transporter activity. Gene Ontology annotation, biological process: transmembrane transport; metal ion transport. The transcript is spliced from 4 exons. Gene Ontology annotation, cellular component: membrane. NCBI's taxonomy places the organism in Eukaryota, Fungi, Ascomycota, Dothideomycetes, Pleosporales, Pleosporaceae.